Molecule: messenger RNA, 6703 nt
Organism: Choloepus didactylus (southern two-toed sloth)
Lineage: Eukaryota; Metazoa; Chordata; Mammalia; Pilosa; Megalonychidae
Gene: LRCH1
Product: leucine rich repeats and calponin homology domain containing 1
Exons: 20
Coding region: 274-2583 (769 amino acids)
Molecular function (GO): protein binding
Source: RefSeq, a predicted model, not a curated record
GCGGGAGGAGACACAUGCGCGCUGCCGCCGCCGCCGCCGCCGCCGCCGCCGCGGUCCCUGGCUUCCCGGGGACAGGAAACCUUCAAGACAGAGCCGCCCGUGCAGCCGCCCCGCCAGCGCCCCGCGCGUCCCCGCGUCUCGGUUUCCCGCAGUCCAGCGUCUCUUGGCCGGGCACUGCCGGGCCGCAGACGGAGCUGCCAUCUCCCCCUCCCCGGACAGAGCAGUGACCCUCCCCGCAGCAGCGGCGGGGCGGGGUGGGGGGCCCUGGAGAAGAUGGCGACGCCGGGAAGCGAACCCCAACCUUUCGUCCCUGCCCUGCCGGGGUCCACUCUGCACCCACCUCAUCAUCCCCAUCUACACCACCACCACCACCACCACCACCACCACCACCAUCAGCACCACGGGGGCGCGGGAGUCAGCGGCGGGACCGGGGGAGGCAGCGGCGGGGGCUUCAACCUGCCCUUGAACCGGGGUCUGGAGCGCGCGCUGGAGGAGGCGGCCAACUCCGGGGGUUUGAACCUCAGCGCCAGGAAACUGAAGGAAUUUCCCCGGACCGCGGCGCCAGGGCACGACCUCUCUGACACGGUGCGAGCAGACUUAUCUAAAAACAGACUGGCUGAAGUUCCAAUGGAAUUGUGCCAUUUUGUAUCACUGGAAAUUCUUAAUCUGUAUCACAAUUGUAUCAGAGUCGUUCCUGAAGCCAUCGUUAAUCUGCAGAUGCUGACUUACCUGAACUUGAGUCGGAAUCAGCUGUCGGCCCUGCCUGCCUACCUGUGUGGUCUGCCUCUCAAAGUCUUAAUCGCCAGUAACAACAAACUCGGAUCGCUGCCUGAGGAGAUAGGUCAGCUCAAACAGUUAAUGGAAUUGGAUGUCAGCUGUAACGAGAUCACAGCUUUGCCCCUUCAGAUAGGCCAAUUGAAGUCACUACGGGAACUCAGCGUCAGAAGAAACUACCUGAGAGUUUUACCACAAGAACUAGUAGAUCUUCCCUUGGUAAAGUUUGACUUUUCCUGCAAUAAAGUGCUGGUGAUUCCGAUUUGUUUUAGAGAGAUGAAGCAGCUGCAAGUAUUACUGCUUGAGAAUAACCCUCUGCAGUCUCCUCCAGCCCAGGUUUGCACAAAGGGCAAAGUGCACAUAUUCAAGUAUCUGAGCAUUCAAGCCUGCCAAAUUAAGACAGCAGAUUCCCUUUACCUGCACACAAUGGAGAGGCCCCAACUACCCCAGCACGUGGAAGACAGCAAGAAGGAUUCUGAUUCUGGUGUUGGAAGUGAUAAUGGAGAUAAGCGAUUAUCGGCCACAGAGCCUUCUGAUGAAGACACUGUUAGCCUCAAUGUGCCAAUGUCAAAUAUCAUGGAAGAAGAGCAGGUCAUCAAGGAGGACUCCUGCCACCGCCUUAGCCCCGUUAAAGGGGAGUUUCAUCAGGAGUUUCAUCUGGAGCCUUCCCUUUUGGGUGACAGUGACAACUCAGGAGAAGAGAGAGACCAGUAUACUGAUGGAGCACAGGUUCUCCAUUCAGAAUUUAUGAGCUAUAUUAAGGGUAGGACGGAAGACUGUGAAGAGCUGUUACGGAUAGAAGAGGACACGCAGUGGCCAACAGAGGGGUUGAUAAAUUCAUCCAAAAACCAGGACAUGGAUAUAGCAAUGAUUGAGCAGCUGAGAGAAGCAGUAGAUUUGCUGCAAGAUCCUGACAGAUUAAGCACAGAUAUUACCAAGAGAAGUGUCGUAAACCUUUAUCCCGUGGAAUCAGCAGAAGCCUUAGAAUUACAAGAUUCUGCACUAAAUGGUCAGAUACAGUUGGAGACAUCUCCAGUGUGUGAGGUGCAAAAUGAUCUCACCUUGCAGAAUAACGGGAGUCAGUAUUCUCCAAAUGAGGUCAAAGAGGACUCCCCUGCAAUAUCUCCGACCACUAACAGCACAGCUCCUUUUGGCCUGAAGCCUCGAUCAGACCCAGCCCUCACUCUCCCUCCUGUCUCCUUCAACAAACUUACACAGGCACAAAUAUGGGACAACUCUAGCUACAGUGUUCCAUCUGAAGGGGACAGUGACAAUGUAUUUCUAAGACCUCAGAGAAACUUGGAAUCUAUAGACCCACAGUUUACAAUUCGGAGGAAAAUGGAACAGAUGAGAGAAGAAAAAGAGCUGGUGGAGCAACUCCGUGAGGGCAUUGAGAUGAGACUCAAGGUCAGUCUGCACGAGGACCUGGGGGCAGCCCUCCUGGAUGGGGUCGUCCUCUGCCAUCUGGUCAACCACAUCCGCCCACGCUCGGUAGCGAGUAUCCAUGUGCCGUCACCAGCAGUUCCCAAACUCAGCAUGGCCAAAUGCAGAAGAAAUGUGGAAAACUUUUUGGAAGCAUGCCGAAAAUUAGGAGUUCCCGAGGCUGAUCUCUGCUCUCCGUGUGACAUCCUGCAGUUGGAUUUUCGUCACAUUCGAAAGACUGUUGACACUCUGCUGGCACUCGGAGAGAAACCCCCACAACCAACUUCUGCCCUCCGCUCCAGGGACCUUCUAGGCUUCUGUCUUGUCUACAUUCUCUUUCUAGUGCUGAUUUAUCUCACUUACCGCUGGAACGUUCUGUCCGUAUAACAUCUGCAUGUGCCUCCUUACGCUCUGCUUUGUCAUCCUGCUUCAUUGCAGGGUCCUUCCUCCGUUUGAGCCUUUGCCUUGCAAACUCCCGUCCCUGUCAUCCCCUCAGUAAUCCCUCGAAUUGGAAGCUGAACGUUUUACAAAUCAGAUUUUCCAGAAACACAAACAUUAUAGAACACAGUUUCCGUGAAAUAGUUUCUCUUGCUUGCUGCAAAACAAGAGUAAGAGCCGAGUGGGCCCAUACCUCCAGUGAGCUCAGCAGCAGGGCUGUCAUUCCUGCCUUCCCUCUCUGCAUGGAGGGGGUUCCGGAACAGGCCAGAGGGGAUUUAGCGAAUGGAAGUCUUUCCUUUAGGUCCGUAUAUACCUCAAAUCCUAAGUCAGGACUGGGACCCUGUGCCAUGGAAGGGCCGCCUUGCAGAGGAGACAGAAAAGCAGCAUCCUGGCCCAACUUGGUCUAUAAAAAUUUUUAAUAAUACCACCAUUGACCAAGUUGAAAGUUGCCAUCUGGAGAAUGAUCGCUUUUCUGGGAAUUCAGUUGGAUUCCUGCCACUGAGCUUUGCAGGGGCACCCGGGUGGGUGGCUGCCAGCUUCCACCCGGAACAAGCCAUUCUGCCCUGCUGCUUGAGCACAGCUGUGCGGCUUUGGAGAUGCAGCCAUUGCAAUUAGAGCACCACCUGGAGGAUUUGCUUGCACACAAAAUUCCGUAUAUUUUUACUUCUUUACUACUUGUUAGUCCAAGUCUAGAAAAGCAUUUUCUGGAAAAGAUUUCUAUUUUUAAAUAAUUUAAUGGUUAGAUGGCUUUUUGGCUCCAUCAUGUAAUGAGUGCAGGUUGAGAAUGUGAUUCACUUGACUGCAUUCGUUUUCAAAUAAAGCCACAAGUCACAAAACAUUCUCGGUCCCAGGGCUUGGGUUACUAUGACAAAGUCAAUAAUAAGAUUGCUCUUAUUUUAGAAGGGUGCAGUUUCUCCAACUGCUUGAAAUUUCUAUUUAACCUUUGCUUUCUAAUGGCAUUAACUAGCAAACCACUUUUAUUUUUAAGUAAGCUCAGAGGCUUAUAUUUCAAGUAUAUCUGCUUUGAGAACCACAUGACCAGACUGUAAGUAACAGGAAAACACUAGAAUCUUACCUAGGCCAAGAUGUUCCUGGAUUCCAAGAUGUCUUUUUAUAAUAUGAGAAGGCCAUGCUCCAAGGUGAAGACACUCUCCCCUGUUUAAAUCAGCUUAAAUCCUGGGUACCAACUAUUUCUUCAAUUGGCGAGAUGAUGGAGUUAACUUCCUCAAGAUAAAUUUCUAGUUUGCUGAGAUGCAAACAGUCCUCAUACAUGGCUACUAAGGAGAUAAUUUCCUUUUUCUGAACAUUUCCGUGUGUCCAGGGUACUUGAGAACAUGGAAAACCCCACAUAGUUAGAAGACUAUAUUUAUAAAGAUUCCUCAUUGCUAAAUCAGACCCACUUUUCCCACGGGAAACAUUCUUUACAUGACCAUAUCUUGAGUUAACUGAGCUUGUUCCCCCCGGCUCUGUGUUGAUGGGUGAAAUACAGGGUAUCUGGAACUUACCUAACCUUGUUUGUAUAUAAGUGACCCACGGAUGUAUUGAAUUGCCCUUGGUGCUAUCUUGUACUCUCGAAUCUGUAACACAGUAAAAUCCUUCUGUACACUGUCUAACAAGCACUCUGAGCUGGAAGUUGCUUAAUAAACAUAUUUUGGGUGAUUAUUCCAAGUUUUUGUUGGUCCAUCACUAGAUUUAUCCAUGUGGACCCAAGAGUAGCUCUACACAUUUCCAGCUGGUUGACAUGUCCAGUACUGCAGUGCUUUAAUGAGCACCAGAGGAUUUAUUUUUAUCUGGGGGGAAAGCAAAUGCUUAGUGGGUGGCAUCUGAAAGACAGUACUUUCAAUAAAAACUGAGUAGAACAAUCAUGUAUGAUGAGAUUUAAUUUUUCAGUGUUGACAUAGUUCUUUAGCUACGUUCAUCUUUUAAUUCUGGAAUCUGGAGUCCUAUUUGGAUGCAUUUUCAUCUUUCCCAUCAUUAAUUUAUCCCUGUACCCCAGUGGGAUGUUCCUCUUGGGAUUUGAUGGAUGAUGCUGUUUCAUCGAGUAGUGUAGUAACUAGCAGAACACAAAUAAUCGGGACCUUUAGGCAAAACUUGGAAUUAACUGUCCUGCCCAUUGUCAGACUGUCAAUUUCCAUGCAGAAUUCUAAGCCUUUUCAUGAAAACACCAAGUCACUGUGACGUGAUACCUGUCAUCAUGGCUUGACCGGGGAUACCUGGCUGCCUACCGUAGGCUGAGAAGAGUUCAGGGACUUAGUUUUGUGAUCUAUAUGUGGGUACUAAAUCUCCUCACAAGAGAGGUCAUUUUUCAAUAUUGUCUUCCAAUGCCUGAUAAAAAUGACCAAGUGUUUAUUUGCAUUUUCUUUUUAAAAUAAUCACUUGAGUUCAACUCUUCACUCAGUGUUACAGUUUCCAGAAUUUGUGACAACAACUAACUGAUUCCCUUCUAUUUGUGGAAUGGUUCAUGUGCAAAUCACUUUCCUUGAGGAGGGGAUGUGAACUAUUAAACACUUAAGAAAUGGGGUGGGGUACAAAAGGGCCCCACAAGACUUAAAAAAGCAAGGAGAUUAAAUAGGAAUUUCAGGCCAAGAAGCCUCUUCCUGUGUCAUGGCCACAGAUCAAAUAUGCUCGCCCAUUGAGUAAGGAAUUUGGGGGAAGCAGUGUGAUAUCUUGGAAAGCACCUAGGCGCUAAGAUGAGACACACAUGUGGUUUUGAAUCCUGAUCCCAUUACGGAGAAGCUGUGUGACCUUAGCAAAGUUACAUAAACUGUCUGUCUCAGUUUUCUUAUCUGUAAAAUGGAGAUAUUAAUCUCUCCCUUGCAGGGUUUUCAUGAGAAAUAACCAAUGCAAAUCCAUAGCAUUGGUGCAAGGCAUACAGUAGGUGCUCAGCAAGUCUUCAAAGUUGGUGUUGAGUCGUUUAUUGCCGGCCUGCCUUGUCCAAGUAUAUGUUCUGGCUCAGAAGAGGGUAGCUGAGGAGAUGGGUGUGAACACAGUUGAUUCCACCACUGGAGAAGCAACACAAAGCAUGGGUUCUUCAGGGAGAUUAUUUGUGUUCUUGGAAGAGACCACUUUGACUCAGCACUGUUCUUCAAAAGGAAACGCAACAGAUGAUGCUCGCACGUAUUCUAGAACAGUCUGCCAUUAUAUUCUCAGUGAAAACCACUAGGAUCCUAUAACAAUGCAGUGUGAAUUCAUUGAAUUUAAAGUCAGUGUAAAUGUACAGCUGUCUCUGCUCUAAGUCCACUACGUGUAAGUGGCCUCAUGAAAUGGCUACCUCAUCCGGCUGGUCCUGAGAAGGCUCUUCUCCUUUCUCUCAUUCUUUGUCCAAGCCGUAAAUCUUCAGCAAGUCCUUUCCCAUCCCAACCUCUAAGCUCACUUCAGGGGCGCCCUUCCCUCAGGGAUAUGUAGGUGGACAGAAAAUGACCACUGCCCUUCCCAUUUCUGACAGACUCCUCGUCACCCUUUCAACCAGUGCCACCCUCUCUCCAGUCAUAAUUCCCAUCAGCAUCCUUAUCCCAGGCCUGUGAUAAAAUAACCGCAACUACCGUGGUUUUAUGGGGUUUCCAUUGUCUUGUGCUAGUGCACGUAGAUACCUUCAAACCCAUCAAAGCAGUGAGGGCUCUUCUAACCUUCCUCAGGGGGACUGGAUGAAAAAGGACACAGCGGUCCCUGUUUGCCUUCUAUUUACUCCUCGUUAUCAGCUGUAGUGGACUUGGACUUGGCACCUGAAUUAGUAGGGAAGAGAUCAGAAAGGUGAAGAAUGUUUGUUGGAAAAAAAUAGGGGCCUGAGAGAGAGGGUGGCCUUGAGCUCAGUGAGUCUGUGAAAUGUCCAGAUGUCAGCAGGAGGCUGAGGCCUCAGUGACUUCCCAUCCCUGUCACUCUGGAGCUUCCCCUGUCCCCCAGGGCUCCCCUCCCGGGACUUCUAGCUGGAACCUCCACUGGGCAGAGCACUGGAGCCGCCCCCCGUAGUCCUGGGGUGGUCCCUAAAUGGAGAAAACGUAUCGCCUCUCAAGCCGGGCUCCGAAGAGGACACCUUGCCCCCUAAAAGUCGUGUUGCACCCAGAGGAUCAGC